GCGUCGAAGCAGCGAAGUGGGAGCGAGGUGGAUCCGGAGGACCAGCAUGGACUGAAGCAGGAGUUCGUGCUGGUGACCCGGGGAAGUUAGCGUGGUUCGGGAGCCGGUUCCGAGGAAGACCCGGUCCAGAAGACCCGGUCCAGGCGGGGCGUCAUGUCUGCCGGCGGCGCCGGUGGUCCGAGGUCCGGACCCGGGUCCGGGAGCAGCAGCCAUGAGUUCUGGGAGGAGCGCUGCGUGGACCCGGUGGAGGACCGGCCCCCGGCCCAGAAACCGAAGCCCUACCUGGGAGACGCUAAUGGGAAGGCGGCGGAGACCAUCGGGUUCAUCCCCGGGUCGGCAGAAACAGGGUCGGCCUCCCGGUCCUGCAACCCGUGCGCCCCCCCGAGCGGCUGCCCGGCGCUGGUCUGCAGCGUCCUCACCUGCGGCCUGUACCGGGUCUGCCGGCGCUCGGUCCUGGCGCCGUGCCUGGCGCCCGCCGAGGGCGGCUCCGCCGAGGAGCCAGAGAAGCUGAGCCUGCGAGGGGAGAACCCGGGGGACGACCCGGGGGACCCGGGCGGCUGGAACGACAUCCACAUCGCGGGGGUCCGGGUGGUGGGGCCGGGGGACCCAGACCCAGAACCCCCGGCCCCCCGGCCCGAGUACCCGUCCCUGCAGGGGUCGUACCCGUCCCUGCCCAGGUCGGUCCAGUUGGAGGACUGGGACUUGGACGGGGACGGGGACGAGCAGGACCUGGACUCCCUGAUCACCAGGAAGCUGCUGCAGCUUUACUCGGAGUACCAGAUCCAGGAGCUGGCCCGCUGCACCUCAGACUCGCUGUUCCAGAGGAAGACCCGGGACAUCGACCGCCUCAUCAACGCGCUGGCGGAGGAGCACCAGCUGGACGAGCAGGAGGCCGAGUGCCGGCUGGUGCGCGGCAUCAUCCGGAUCAGCACCCGCCGGAGCCGGAAGAGGACGGCGGUUACGCCGGCCCCGGCACCAGCACCGCAGGCCCCCAAGACGGACCGGAGGCCGUCGGACAGCGGCAACGAGACCUGGAACGGGAGCAGCUCGCUGUCCUGCAGCAACAACAACGACUACAGGUCCAGUCCCAACAUCCAGAUCUCGGAGCUGACCCCCUCUGACAAGUGCGCCCGGGACAUGUGGAGGAGGAACAGAGGUAACGCCGCCGAUCCUGGUCACGGAUAGAUGGAGAACCGGGUCCAAAGAUCUGUUUGGUUCUUUAAAACGUGCCGGUUCUUUCUGG
Cololabis saira (Pacific saury) is the source of this 1243-nucleotide messenger RNA. Its product is annotated as keratinocyte differentiation factor 1-like. NCBI's taxonomy places the organism in Eukaryota, Metazoa, Chordata, Actinopteri, Beloniformes, Belonidae. Bases 154 to 1185 code for a protein of 343 amino acids. Gene Ontology annotation, biological process: regulation of epidermal cell division; keratinocyte development. Gene Ontology annotation, cellular component: cell junction. The record is from RefSeq and is a predicted model, not a curated record. The transcript has 3 exons.